AUGCGGCAACACUCUCAACACCCUCCUCCACAGCCUCCUCAACUUUCCCAGCUCCACAGUCGUCUCGCAAACGGAACUCCCUCUCCUCCCCAUCCUCAUCCCCAUCCUCCAGCAGUCCCUCUCCCUUUAUCGCUGCCUCUUCCUCCCCCUCCUGCGGCUGCUGCGGCGGCGGCUGCUGCUGCUGCUGCUGCUGUUGCUGCUGCCGGUCAUUCUGCUCACCCUCCCCAAUCCCGGAUGUCAAACGAUCUACGCAAUCGCACCCCUCUGCCGGUGCCCUCAGGUGCCACGGCGCAUGUGCAGAACGGCCAUACCCGCAGCAUGUCGGCUAUCCCGCCCUUCGACAUGGCUCGCAGCCCUCCAAAUCCGGCUAGCAAGAACACCAAACAUGUCCCCUGCAAGUUCUUCCGUCAAGGCGCCUGUCAAGCCGGGCCCGCAUGCCCGUUCCUGCAUUCUACCGACUCUUCCGUCGAUUCCGCUCCCUGCAAAUACUUUUCAAAGGGAAAUUGCAAAUUCGGAGCAAAGUGUGCUCUGGCGCAUAUAUUACCAGAUGGACGCCGCGUUAACAGACCUAAUAUGAUGCCCCCAAUGGGAAUGAGUGGCGGUCAUCUCAACCUCGGUGGCCGCGUAAACCCCCAGCAGUACCACACCCAAGACUCCGCCCUCGCAAACUCUUUGCUCUCUCAACAACAUGUCAACGGCCACGGACACAGAUUUUCUUACCCUUUCCCGGGAGGCCAGGAUGAUAUCUAUGGCCACCAACAACCCCAAAACCCCCCCGUUCCCUUCGACGGUGGUAUCCCUACAAUUGAAGCUGGCUUCGUACCGGAUAAUGGCUCCAAAUAUGGUUCUCCCCCCGAAGAACAGAGACUGCCCAUGUCCCCAAUCGGAAACACUGCGCUCGAUGCCCCUCUCCCAGCAUCCUUUGAUAGCCAAGGAAUAUCCUACAUGGCUCGUCAUGGCCCCGUGGCAGCGUCCCUUCCCUCCAAGUUUGGCCUAGAUCUCUCCUCACCGCCUUCCCAGCGACCAGGGCCUCCGUCGGACGUCCUUCGGAAUCUUCACGAUGCUGCGUUUGGUUUAGACUCCCGGAAGCCAGCAAAUCUCGGCACAUCGCCUCCCGUCAUCCUGGAUGAAGGGUCAGCACCUCGGUUGAUGCAUUCCCAGCGUAUAUCAAGACCAAAGAUACUCUCAGCAAGUGUCCCCCGCUCAACCGCCCUGGAUGGCUGGGAUGACAGCUUCACUCUGGAAGAAGAUUACCUACCACCAAAUCUCCAUGACGACGUAUUGACCCCACAGGAGAGAAUGAGGCGAUUAUCCCGAACAGAACAAGACCACGGCAACCUCAGCAGCGCUAGAGAUUUCGGCGGCCUGGGUAUGCCAAGCGCAGGAACCGGCAGGGUAGGUUCGCCACUGGCCUCGAGCCCGUCCCGCUUCGGCGCAAUCUUCGCCAAACAGCGUCAGAGAAAGGAGGAGGAGGGGCAGGGACAAGUCGGUUUCGGCCACGUCGGUUCCCCUCUGCGAGAAUCCUCCUUGAAUUACCACGCCGCAAGCCCCAGCCCCAACCUCCGCCCCAUCGGCAGCCGCCCAACCUCCGGCGACGUAUCCCCCUUCAUAUCCAGCCCGUCCCGCCAAUCUUCCAUGUCCAUUAUCUCCCAACAACUCAGCAGCACGUCAUUACAUCCCAGCUCAGCCCGACAUGCCUCGACGGGCAGCAGACUUGAUCGCAGCGUGUCAUCCCCCGUUAGCACGAGCAGGAUUGACGAGGAGCAGAGCGACCUUGUCUUCUCCAUGGAGGAGGAAGAGAAUAACAAGCGUAAUAGCACCGUGUGGAAUUCAAGUAAUACGGCCGGCAGUGCGGGUCAUAAUCAUAAUACUAAUGCUAAUAAGGCUUCGACGAAGGGCAAGGAUGGUUCGACGGCUACGGCGGCGGGACAGUUACGACAAAAGCCGCUGGCACAGCAACAACAGCAGGUACAGGAGAAUACACAGGUGGCAGCGAUGCAAGGACAGCAAGAGGGUAAUAAUGGCGGUGCUGACGCUAAAGGGAAGACUCUUCUGAAGGAAAUAGAGUCGCUGUAUAGUGGUGGGCGGGCGUAA
Molecule: messenger RNA, 2094 nt
Organism: Paracoccidioides brasiliensis Pb18
Exons: 3
Coding region: 1-2094 (697 amino acids)
Molecular function (GO): metal ion binding
Source: RefSeq, a predicted model, not a curated record